AUGAUCCGUUGUUCGAUGCGAGUUGUGUUGCAAUCGCGCGUUCCGGUGCGCGGGAUAAGUUUCUUUAAAAAGCCGGCGAAGAAAACGGAAAAUACGGAAAGCGUCGAUCUUGAAAAGCUGGCUUCUCAAUCCGAAAUGACAACUCGAAGUGACAACUCGUUUGCUGAUGGAAUUCUUCCACGUCCGAGACAAAGCGACUUCGAUGCCGAGAUCCUCGCUGCCCGAGGGUUUCUGCGUAAUUACAAGCCAUACCGUCCGCCUGUGGAUGUUGACGCCAAAAUAACCCAAUUGAAGGAAGACGUUUUCGGGGUAGGCGUUGGAGAAGAAGCCCAAUUCCCGGAUCUCAGCCAAAAGUGGAAGUUUCUGCAUGCUUGCGACAAGGCAUUCAACCACCGGGUGCCCAAUUCAAUGCUUCAUCGUGUUAAUAGUCCUGCUGAAACCAGGGAUUUUUACAAGACUGAAAUCGACGUUCGCAAUCCUUUGGAAAUGACGAAGGAUAUCGACUUACCGCCGAAUUUGCACGUUAUUCAUGAACCCACUCGUUUCCAUCCACAGACGGACACGAUGUUCGGCGGAGUUUCUGCGUUUCCCGGAAGUUCAACGAUUGUCACGGGUUUGAAAGCGAGGUUGAAGUACGCUGGGUACAAGGCGAAACCCAGGAAGGGUUGGUUGAAGGGAAUUGCUGCGUGGUUUUUCUUCUUCAAAGAAAUGAAUGCCGUUGAGAAACGGAAGCCAGAGUAUGGUGUGCACCCCUCUACCAUCAGCACCAUCCUUGCCAUGAAAAAGAAAAUCAUGAUGUCUAAAGUUGCAAAAGGAAUGACAAAAGUUGGUUCCAGAAGCAUAAUCCUGGAAGAAAUGGAGAAGCUCUUGGCCAUCUGGAUAAAUGAUAGGCAGAUCAUCAAUGCAGAUGAGUCUGGGCUUGGUUUGAAGAAGGAGGAUCUCAGCACAGAGGAGCUUCAGCAGUUGUUGCAUGAUGAAGAUUUUCAGGGAGCUGAGCAGGUGCUUCCAUCUAUGGAUGAAAAAGGCGGCCAGCACAUUUCAAUUCCUGAAAUCAAAAAGAUUUUGAAGGAUUGGGAGAAUGUUCAAGGAUUUGUGGAAAUGCAUCACCCAAACCUAGCUGAAGUCAUCACAGCUGCUGAUAUUUUUGAUGACACAGCUAUGAAGCACUUCAGACAGCUCCUGAAAACAAAGAAACCAAAGCAGACUACAAUAGAUGCAUUUUUCAAGAUUUCCUCUCCAGGAGGCAAUGCAUAG
Molecule: messenger RNA, 1254 nt
Organism: Notodromas monacha
Lineage: Eukaryota; Metazoa; Arthropoda; Ostracoda; Podocopida; Cyprididae
Source: the annotation of a GenBank genome assembly